AUGGGACGACGAAUUCACUUUGUGGUUGACCCUCAGGGUUGGUGCUGCAUGGGCCUGAUUAUCUUUGUCUGGCUAUACAAUACAAUCUUCAUUCCAAAAGUCAUCCUUUUCCCUCACUAUGAAGAGGGACAUAUUUCAGUUGUGGCAAUUUUGUGUUAUUACUUCUGCUCAUUGUUUUGUAUAGCUUCAUUAGUGAGAGCCUCAGUAGCUGAUCCAGGAAAGCUACCUGAAAACCCAAAGAUACCAAUUACAGAACGAGAAUAUUGGGAGUUAUGUAACAAAUGCAAUAUGAUGAGACCAAAGCGUUCACACCAUUGCAGUCGUUGUGGACAUUGUGUGAGGAGGAUGGAUCACCACUGUCCAUGGAUUAAUAAUUGUGUUGGUGAAGACAAUCACUGGCUGUUUUUACAGCUGUGUUUCUACACUCAGAUCCUUAGUUCCUAUACGCUGAUACUUGAUUUCUGCCAUUACUACUACUUUUUCCCUCUGAAAAAGGAAAACUGGGAUGUUUUUGUAUUUAGGCAUGAACUUGCUCUCCUAAGAAUAUCUGCCUUCAUGGGUCUAAUAAUAUUAGGUGGAAUAAGUGGACUCUUUUACACUCAGCUAAUGGGUAUUUUCACUGACACUACAAGCAUAGAAAAAAUGUCAAACUGUUGUGAAGACAUAUCAAGGCCCCGAAAGCCAUGGCAGCAGACCUUCUCAGAAGUUUUUGGCACUCACUGGAAGAUCCUGUGGUUUAUUCCUUUCAGGCAGAGGCAACCACUACGAGUUCCCUACCACUUUGCCAAUCACGUCUGAACAGAUGGAUGGUGGGCACAGAUGGGUCCUCCAUGCUGGAAGUGCGUUACAGGUUUUAUGAUAAUGGGACUGUGACAGUCUUCAAGUCAAUUAAAAUCCGCCCACCAAUUGUAGGUAUCACAAUGUGCCCCAGGCUUUGUUUUAAUAGUGGUCUUGAUUCUGUUCUGAGAUUAAUACAAGUUGUAUGUUUAACUUUGGGCAUAUUUACUUUCAAAUUAGCUUUCCAAGGGGAUUUCUUCUGUCUUUGAGGUUAAUACCAAAACCAAAUGACUGGAAUACAGUCUUACACUAUUUGUGUGAUACUUGCGCUUUUGAUUAUUUUUUUUGGUAGGAAACACUGAAGUUUACAUUGAUCGUUAGCUUUCCCACUAAGUGUCUUAUUCUGCCUUGAAUUUUUUUAUGUGUUUUUAUCAGUAGGUCUGUCUAGAUAAUAUUAAUGUCUUUGUUUCAGCUACAUGUGUUUAAAAUUCCCUGAUAC
Messenger RNA from Charadrius vociferus (killdeer), 1276 nucleotides. It is a transcript of the gene ZDHHC21, whose product is annotated as zinc finger, DHHC-type containing 21. The record is from RefSeq and is a predicted model, not a curated record. Gene Ontology annotation, biological process: protein targeting to membrane; peptidyl-L-cysteine S-palmitoylation. Lineage: Eukaryota; Metazoa; Chordata; Aves; Charadriiformes; Charadriidae. Bases 1 to 798 code for a protein of 265 amino acids. The transcript is spliced from 7 exons. Gene Ontology annotation, cellular component: Golgi apparatus; endoplasmic reticulum. Gene Ontology annotation, molecular function: protein-cysteine S-palmitoyltransferase activity.